AUACAGGAUGGCUUUGUCAUGAAAUCACCUCUGCAAGCCCUUUACGACAGACAGCUCAAGAACUGGGAUGGAGGCGCCUCUCAAAAAGCUUGGCGUGGUUAUUUCUUUAACAAGCUCAACCUUGAGACAACACUAAAAUGUCAUGGUGGUUGCGUGAAUUGUUUACAGUGGAGUAAAUCUGGCAGAUUACUUCUGAGUGGCUCAGACGACAAGACGGUAUGUGUAUGGGAGCCUCUGCAGCACAAACUACUGGCUCAAAUACCGUCCCAUCACGGCGAGAACAUAUUCUCUGUCAAGUUCGUAAACAAAGAUAAGCAAGUUAUCAGUGGUGCGGGGGAUGGCGAGGUGCGGCAUCUUGAUAUCGCCGCUGCUAGUGUUCUCUCAGCAUGGCGCUGCCACAGGCACCGAGUAAAGAGGUGCUGUACGGUAGAGGACGACGACAACCUCGUCAUCAGCUCCUCCGAGGACGGAACUGCCAGACAAUUUGAUAUCCGGGAAGGGCACACAUGCAGCUCAACUGAUUCCGGCUGUUCCAACACUCUGAUCAGCCUAGAACACUGCUCUAUAAAAAGUAUCAACAGCAACCCAGUCAGAACACACUUGGUUUGUGUCGGUACAAGUGAUGACAUUGCCAGAGUCUACGAUAGACGCAUGCUCUCGCUUACUCAUGCUGGUAGUCCUGACUCAACCCCAGAACUAGCCCGGUACUUGCCGGGACACCUGGCUUACCCUACCGUGGACCAGGAGGAGGAUGAGAAUAGGUUCUACUCCGGUCCCAGCAUCACCUGGUGCACAUUCGAUCCUACUGGCAACUUUCUCCUCUGUAACAUGGGUGGAGAACAGAUCUAUUUGUAUGAUGUGGAAGGCAAAUUAAAAGUAAUCGAGCUUGAGAAGAUGGCUUCAGAUGUUGAAUCUCCGAGCAUGCCAUUACCACCCAGAUCAUUGGUCGAACUGGACACUGAUACAACGGAAGUAAAAGAAGAGGGUAACUCUCAUUACAAACAAAAGGAUUAUCACCGAGCAAUUACCGCGUAUUCCAAAUGCCUUGCUCGAUACCCGCAUAGCGUGGUUUUGCUUAACAACAGAGCUCAAGCGUUACUUAAAAGGGAGUGGAAGGGAGACGAGUACGCAGCCCUGAGGGACUCCUCCACCGCCCUUAACAUUGAUCCUGAUAAUGAGAAGGCUCACUUUAGACAGAUCCAGAGUCUUCACGCAAUGAAGUACAGCAAACUAGCAAAGAUCAAGUUAAAACACUUCCAAACCAAAUUCUCCAGAACACCUGAAACUGACAGUGCCCUGAAGACUAUAUCUGAUGAAAUCAGUACAGCCAUCAAAAACAACCAGAAAGACCCGCCAAUUCGACCAGACUUGUCUGACUGUGCGGAUUAUGUUCAGAGGUAUACGGGACAUUGCAACUGCAAAACUGAUAUCAAAGAGGCUAACUUCUUUGGUCCUGACCAAGAGUACAUCAUGGCGGGGAGCGACGACAAACACAUUUUCUUCUGGGACAGGAACUCGUGUGAAGUGUUGAGGGUUUACAAAGGCGACCACUCUCUGGUGAACUGUGUUCAGCCCAAUCCUCACCUUCCCAUCAUAGCUUCUUCAGGUCUAGAAAAAGUGGUGAAGUUAUGGUCACCUCAGUCUCAAGAUCUGGUUGUUGAUGAUGGCGAUCAUCAGAUUGGACUACUCAAUGCUGACGAAAUCUCCCUCAACGAAAUAGUCCGGAAUAAUCAGGUAGAACAAAGCGAAUCAGAAGUUUGGUCUCCACUAGAUUUUGCAAUAAUCCCCUACUACUCAGAUUCUGAGAGUGGCGGUAGUGUGGAAGUCUCAGAUGGAUAGCCGAGAAUCUAUUCCAACGUUUGCAAUGAUACAGAACGCAAUGCUCGGAAUGGUCGACCCGGACAGUUUACAAAACUCGUGCAACCCUUCUUAGAUUCCAAGGAUUCUUCAAUUCUGAUCAAAACUCGUACCAACUUCCAAAAUUACAGGGAUUAUUUAUGUAAAAACUGCUGGAACCCUUCGAGAAAUAUUUGAAUUCUGUAAAUCAAAACUCUUUUAAGAAAUCUUUGUACAAUCUUUCUGGAACUGCUUCUCACCUAAAUGUCACACAUGAUACCGAUAGUCUUCAUUUACUUUCACUAAGGAUUAUAUCGAAUUUAUAUAAUGCGUCAAUAACGAGAUGUAAAUUGGGUGCUAUUUCAGGGCGCUAUCCUACUUCCUAGGGAUGCUUUCCUAGUUGUGUAAUGUGUAGUGGUGUCACAGUGGUGUCACAGUGUAGUGGUGUCACAAGUUCUACAUUAUUGAUACUGCUAUUUACUAUUUUUUCACGAAAAUCUACUGCUACGGCUAUUACAGAGUGUAAAGAUUUGCCCGCUUAUGAAUUUGAAGUUGGGAACUUGAAAACGAACGUAAAGCUUUGGCCACGUAAAAUUUGUUAUAAUUAUGGAACUGUAGGUUAAUUUGUUUGUUAUUUCAUUAAAUUAUUGUCUGCAAAAUUUACUCUCGCUAACAAGAUUAUAAUAUUUUACUAAUUACCAUGGCAAUUGCAUGCCGUUUAUUACUAUUGUUGGGAAUAAAUAUGUUGUGUUCAACGUUGAGAAUAGCUUGUGAUGGUUCUGUAUUUCUUCCCAUGCUUCAGUCAAUUUUGUAGAUAAGAUUAUAUCCUGUAACAGUUUCAUUCUUAUUAUUAUAAUUGAACUUUAUACUGUUGGAAA
This is a messenger RNA of Bolinopsis microptera, 2714 nucleotides long. RefSeq names its product WD and tetratricopeptide repeats protein 1-like. The transcript has 17 exons. Lineage: Eukaryota; Metazoa; Ctenophora; Tentaculata; Lobata; Bolinopsidae. Gene Ontology annotation, biological process: negative regulation of fatty acid biosynthetic process. The record is from RefSeq and is a predicted model, not a curated record. Gene Ontology annotation, molecular function: protein binding. The coding region runs from base 19 to 1839 and encodes 606 amino acids. Gene Ontology annotation, cellular component: cytoplasm; Cul4-RING E3 ubiquitin ligase complex.